Molecule: messenger RNA, 498 nt
Organism: Necator americanus (New World hookworm)
Lineage: Eukaryota; Metazoa; Nematoda; Chromadorea; Rhabditida; Ancylostomatidae
Exons: 1
Coding region: 1-498 (165 amino acids)
Molecular function (GO): catalytic activity
Source: RefSeq, a predicted model, not a curated record
AUGAUGGCGAUCUGUACUUAUAACGCACGUACGCUUUCAUCUGAAGCGGCCAUCGAAGAUCUGAUGAUGCAAGCCAAGAAGAUCAAGUACGACGUCAUCGGACUGACCGAGACGAGACGACGUCACCCUCUCAACGCCGUAUAUGAAACUGGGGAAGAACUGUUCUUAGGAACAUGCGACAGUAGAGAAGUUGGUGGAGUUGGCGUCCUCGUCAACACGAGUAUGGCAAAGAACAUCUACUCUUUCGAACAACUUACGACCCGAAUCGGACGUCUGUGGAUGAGAAGAUGUGGUUCAACACCAGCUUUGACUAUCUUCAUCGCUUACGCUCCAACAUCAAGCUACGAUGAAGAAGAAGUCGAAGCUUUCUAUAUGGACCUGGAGAAGUUCUACCGAGAAGAUCAUGGCUUCUACAAGGUCAUAAUUGGCGACUUCAACGCCAGAGUUAGCCCAAGAAGAACGCCGGAAGAACUUCACAUCGGGACCCACGGCCUAUGA